This is a messenger RNA of Cynoglossus semilaevis (tongue sole), 1550 nucleotides long. It is a transcript of the gene setd6, whose product is annotated as SET domain containing 6, protein lysine methyltransferase. NCBI's taxonomy places the organism in Eukaryota, Metazoa, Chordata, Actinopteri, Pleuronectiformes, Cynoglossidae. The record is from RefSeq and is a predicted model, not a curated record. The transcript is spliced from 9 exons. Gene Ontology annotation, biological process: peptidyl-lysine monomethylation. Gene Ontology annotation, molecular function: protein binding; protein-lysine N-methyltransferase activity. The coding region runs from base 116 to 1513 and encodes 465 amino acids. Gene Ontology annotation, cellular component: nucleus.
CUUCUCGUGUUCGCCUCUGUUCGUGUAUGUCCCUCUUUACUCGCCGUAGUUAGCUUUGUAUAACUUUCCCCAUGUGUUUACCGGUGCGGGAAUCUACACAGGAACGUUUACAGAUAUGGCAACAGAAGCAAAACGACUCAAGGUGGAUGAUUCCUCAAAGACCCGCCGACUGGAGAGGUUUCUUCAGUGGUGUGACGACGUUGGUCUGGUACUCAGUAAUAAGGUGUAUGUGAGUGCAGAGGGAACCGUGUCAGAGUACGGGAUGUUGGCUAAAGAUGACAUAGAGGAAGGGGAAGUUUUAUUCACCAUCCCCAGGUCAGCUCUCCUCCACCAGGGGACGACCAAGGUUGCUGCCUUGCUGGAGAAAGAGAAGUCAGCUCUGCAGAACUCCUCAGGCUGGGUUCCUCUGCUGUUGGCUCUGCUUUAUGAGUACACUUCCUCAGAGUCCCACUGGGGGGCGUAUCUGUCUCUGUGGACAGAUUUUAAGACAUUGGAUCAUCCCAUAUUCUGGUCCAAGAAGGAGAGAGAGCGCCUCCUACAGGGCACAGGUGUUCCAGAGGCUGUGGACAGAGAUGAGAGCAACAUUCAUAAGGAGUACACGACUGUGGUCCUGCCGUUCAUGACUCGGCAUCCAGACUUAUGGAACCCUAGUGUUCACACCCUGGAGCUGUACACUCAGCUGGUGGCCUUCAUCAUGGCCUACAGUUUCCAGGAGCCGCAGAGCGAGGAUGAGACGGAUGAUGAAGACGAGGAUGAAGAGGAGCUUCCCAGUCCACCAGUGAUGGUUCCAAUGGCAGACAUGCUGAACCACAUAUCCAAUCACAAUGCUAAUCUGGAAUUCAUGCAGGACUGUUUGAAGAUGGUUUGUGUGCGGCCUGUUCAGAAAGGUCAGGAGGUUUUCAACACCUACGGUCAAAUGGCAAACUGGCAGCUGCUCCACAUGUACGGCUUCACGGAACCAUAUCCCAGCAACAGCAACGACACCGCUGACAUUCCUGCGGCCAACCUCUACACAGUCUGCACCCAAGGUAUUCAGUCUGAUUCAGAUCGCCAGCUGGUGGAGGAGCAGUGGGAAAUGGUGUGUCAGUUAAAUGACCACAAAGAAACUUUUGUCUUUGGCCAGCAGGGGUGCCUUACUGACACAGAGCUUCACACCACACUGAAGGUUCUGUGUUUGUCACAGCAGGAGUUUUCAGAGUUCAAAGAAAAUGAAGGGUGGGAGGAGGAAGAUGAGGAGGAGGAUGAUGAAAACAUUACCCACCUUUUCUCCGACGAGGGUCUCCCAGAGUUGAAGCCUCCAUGGAAGAGGCUGCUGCAUCAAACGGCCCGUUUGACUCUCAGGUCCUACGCUAACGGAGUGGAGGAUGUGGAGCAGGUCCUGCUCAGUGACCGGCUGCUGAUAGAGGACGAAGCAGCGUUUGCUAAGCUGAGCAGCAGGGAACAGAAAGCCCUGCAUGUCAGAUACGGACAGAAAAAGAUCCUGUACAAAGUCCUGGAGCUCACAGCAACAUGAGCCACGUCUGACACACCAUGAUGUGAUAAAAAUGUUU